Messenger RNA from Pelobates fuscus (common spadefoot toad), 3090 nucleotides. RefSeq names its product proton channel OTOP3-like. Gene Ontology annotation, cellular component: membrane. NCBI's taxonomy places the organism in Eukaryota, Metazoa, Chordata, Amphibia, Anura, Pelobatidae. Gene Ontology annotation, molecular function: proton channel activity. The transcript is spliced from 8 exons. The record is from RefSeq and is a predicted model, not a curated record. Gene Ontology annotation, biological process: proton transmembrane transport. Bases 184 to 2205 code for a protein of 673 amino acids.
AUUGCUUAAGACAAGGAGCAGCCUCAUACAUCCUGUAAGUAGAAAGUGCUUUUCGGAGAAUUGGCGAGAAUAGCAAUGUCGUUCAGCCACAUCUUAACUACAGGCAGGGUUGCCAUCAGGGGGUACAGCCGGUAAUCUGGUCAGGCGUACGACCCCAGGAAAACACCUUCUUGCAUAAAAGGCAUGGCAAUCGAAGGACAAGGCUUAUAUUUGACCUCAGAGGGUCUACCGAUCAAGUAUGAGUAUUCAUGGCUUCAUCGCUAUUGUACCUCUGCCCAGACUCACCAUCGGAGAGCUCAAAAGUCUGGACGACUCUUCUCUGGGCUCUUAACGAUGAACGUUGUAUUUGUAGGAGCUGCGCUAAUAAGUAGUAUGAUCUUGAGUAAUGGGUCUAUAGCAGCUCAAGACUACCAGAUCUACUUGUUAGUACUCAUGCUUGUUAGCUCAGCAUGGGCGCUCUACCACCUGCUGUACACCCGAAAAAAAUCACAUGCAGUUCUACUUAAGGACCACCAUGCAGGAGCUCUGUCACUGCGAGUCUCACUAGCCCUUUUUGGACUAUGCAGUCUUCUUCUGUUCAUCUUUAAGAUUGGUUACGAUGUGGUUCAGUCUUGCAAAUUACCAUUGGAAAUAGUUUUUUCUUUCGUGGAAAUUCUCUUCAUCUGCAUACAGGCAUGCCUCCUCUGGAUAUCCUGCAAGGACUGUAUUCAAGUUAAACACAAUGUAACCAGAUGUGGCAUCAUGCUAACAUUGGCCACCAACCUGCUACUUUGGUUUCUAGCUGUAAUCAAUGACUCUGUGCACCGGGAACAAGAGAGCUUAGUACUGAACAAAACAAAAGAUGAGAACACCUCCUGCUCAUGUCCAGCUUUUUCUCUGUGUUGGACUUUCCAGCAGGGAUAUGUGACACUCUACCCCUUUAACUCGGAAUACAGUUUAACCUGCGCAUCUAUGCUCUUCAUCAUGUGGAAAAAUGUUGGAAGAAUAGAGCAUCUUACAAGUGGUUCAGAACAAUCUAGCUUCCGUUUGAGUGGGGUGGUGUAUGGUCCUCUUCUGGGACUUGCAAUUUUGUUAAUAGGAAUAUGUGUCUUCAUUCUCUAUCAGAUCCAGGUUUCAGUCGGGACUGUACCUCCAACGUCCUACCUACUAUACUAUACAUACAGCACCAUUGUGCUUACCAUCAUGGUAGUUUGCUGUGUUGUUGGCAUCCUUGCCCACAGUAUUGGCCAAGAGGAGGGCAAAGGAAAGGACAGUAAUGAGCAAAUGGAACAGCACAUUCAUCAAGAUGAAAAGGAAUGCACAUCAGAGGAGACCAACGAGAGUGGAAAACCGGAGAAGAAAGACAAAGAGGAAAGGAAAGUGGUUAAGGAAAACAAUCCAUACAAUGCUGGAAGGAAGCAGAUAACAGAAGAACAGAUGGAGCUGGAUCUAGAGCGGCAAGUGGUCAAAAGAGAUGAACACAUUAUGCAUUCAGAACACAGAGAAAAUCACAUUGAGAUGGUGAAGCACACAGAUGGAGCAGAUGAGGAGUGUAAAAGACAGCAAAGAGACCCAAGGCACAGAGGGAGGACAACAGAGCAUAGACACAAAGUGGUUGAUGAAAAGCCAGAGGAAAACUGCCAUAUCAGACUGGGAUCAAGUAAGAACUACACUCGCAGCCUUGAGAUUAUCUUGCUGUUGGGAGCUGCUCUUGGCCAGUUCUCCAUUUCAUACUAUUCCAUUGUAGCCAUAUUGGCAACUAAUCCCUGGAAUCUGAUAAAUGGUCUCAGCCUCGCAUACUCUAUCCUUAUGAUACUGCAGCAUAUAUUACAAAAUAUUUUCAUCAUUGAGUGCAUGAGAGGUGAACAUGAAAAAACUACCAAUCCAAUCAUAGUUAAUGAAGACUCAGAAGAAGAGAUAGACCCCCCACGACGAAUGUCUCUUGUGGAAAUGCGAAGAGUAUCCCUGGCCUAUCUACAAAGUGUUGGGAGUUUAAGCAUCAGUCGCAGAACUGUUAAAGAGAUUUCACUUUUGUUGGUUCUUAGCAAUAUCAUGUUCUGGAUUAUGUCUGCAUUUGGAAAUCAUCCACAAUAUACCAACGGUUUGGAAAGGGAGUUCUAUGGAUUUUCUGCCUGGUUUUCAAUCCUCAACUUUGGUCUGCCUUUAUCGGUUUUCUACAGAAUGCACAGUGUUGGGGCAUUGCUGGGGGUCUACAUGAACACCUGAGAGCCAUCACACCACCAUAUACUGUUUCCUUCACUAACUGGAGUACCAGGGUAGACUGUAAUCUACAUUGUAAAUAAACCAUACGUAUAUUGACAAUAUACAUUGAUUUUUCAGACUACGUUCAAUGGUUCCUAUAUUAAUAUUAAAGGCAAUGAGAAUAGUUUAUUGAGAAUAGUGUUUUAAGCUCAUAAUCAGUUUAUGUAAAUUCACUGUAAAUUAGUCAAAUCAAGUCAUCAGUCUUGAAAGGCUCGUGCACCAAAAAAAGGAAUGAAAAUUGAGUACCAUUUUACUAAUCCUUCUUUUUAGCUCUCCUUGUAAGUUGAUGGUACCCGCAUCAAUCCGUUCUUGCAAGCACACUGUCUUGGUGUUAUCUUUUAUUCUGGUCUCACCAUUAAGCCUCAUGUCCAGUCUGUGGUCGCAUCCUGCCAAAUCCACCCUAAAAACAUUGCUUGCUCCUUCCCCUUUCUUAUGCUCUAGUAAUUUCUUGCAUUGAUUACUGUAAUUCUCUCCUAAUUGAUCUCCCCAGAAGCCGUACGGCCUCGUUAUAGUUUACAAUGAAUGCUGCUGCCAGGCUGAUUUUUCUCUGUUGUUGCCUCUCUCGCACUUUGUCCCUCUAUCAAUCCAUACUUUGGUUUCCUGUAUCCUACAGGAGUCAAUUAAAAAUGCUAACCCUUAUCUAUAAAGCCCUAAACAAUUCUAGUCUCUGUUAUAUUUCUAACUAAUUCAUAGGAAUGCCCCUUCUAGGUCUCUCCGCUCUGCUGGUGACCUCCUCCUGUCCAAUACUCGCACCCUUACUGCUAACCCACACUUGCAGGACUUCUCGAGGGCAGCUCCUGCUUUGGAACAACCUGCCUACCAACAUCAGAGGCUCCCCUAGUCUUCAAU